Molecule: messenger RNA, 2005 nt
Organism: Menidia menidia (Atlantic silverside)
Lineage: Eukaryota; Metazoa; Chordata; Actinopteri; Atheriniformes; Atherinopsidae
Source: the annotation of a GenBank genome assembly
AUACUGUCAGAAUGUGGGAGGGUGGGUCUCAUCUCCUCCUAAAUAAACCACUCUCCACUAAAGUUGUUUCACCUUGUAUGUGUGCAGCUUUUUUUUCUUCUUUUUUCUAUUUUCUUUUUUAACAUAGUGUCUUUUUUUCUUGUUUAUAAGCAUUUUGUAUAGUUGGAUGUUUCAAAUUUGACUAUUUAUCCUAACCUGAGGAGGUGGUACGUUCCAGUUAGGUGAGAUUGCAACAACACCUUGCUGCAUUCUCACAGAAGUUUUCUCAGAGCGGCGUUCGUCUGGAUGGUUUUCCUGAUGCACGGAUGGGGAACACACAGAUGUGCCGCCGGGCUCCCGUGUAGGCCCAAAGAGCUCACGGCCCUCACCAAGAGUCUGGUAGAGGCGAGCCUGACAAGUUUUGACGAAGCCAACGGGAAGCACCUGGGCACCUGGAGCCCCGGCUUCCCCGAGCUGCAGGUCCACCCCGAGUCCCCCCCCACGGGGCCCCAGGUCCAAUGCAGCCUCCACUUCUUGGCCCAAGGCCUGCUGAAGAUCUUACACGACCAGAGAACCAGCAUCUUCCCCAGAGACGCGCCGCUCCUCCAGACCCUCAGAGACGCCGUUUCCAGGGUCCAGCAGCUGGAAGCGUGCGUGAAGAGUUAUUUUGGAGGCCAAUGUGCCCCCAAACCGCCUCCACCCAAAAUGCCAAAGUACGUGUUUGAGAGAAAACAGUGGAGUCACACGCUGAUCAAAUCCGCCAGGGAAUAUCUGAACUGGUUGCAACAUAAGUUUCAGAAUCAGAUUUCAAAAGCAAGAAAAACAAGUAAGAUGAAAUGGAGUACUCAAAAGGCAAAAAAUCUGGGGUACUUUGUGGGAAGAGGGCAUCAGUUGUGAUUUCCGAUUUGAAAAUUGAGGUUAGAUAUGCAGCUAUGAAUUUAGAAUCUUCACAUCUAGUCUUUUUUUUGCUUUUUUUUUAAUACUAGGAUUGGGUUUAUGAAUAACUGUUGACAAAGUAACUGUAAAUGGAGCUGUGAAUGGGCCGCCUAAAGUAAGGUAGCCAGACUUAGCUUGUUAAAUCUCUUUCUUUUUUUUUUUUAAGGUAAAAUUAAUUUAUAGGUCUACCUUUAGCUCUCACAAGUUUUUUUCUAAUCACUUUCCUUAGCAGUGUUGGGUGAGAUUAUUUCCACCACCCUAUGUUGCUGUAUAGAUUCAAUAUUACAAUAAAAGAUAGCACCCAGUUAGCUUAGCAUUACGUAGCAUAACUAACAGACAGGAAUUUAAAUAAAUGUUAAAAAACUACGUCCAUUUUCAAAAAAUGUAUAUAAUUGAAUUCAUAAACAGGUUUUCUAAAAUAAGAAUCAAUUUGGGGUUUCCUAUUUUCCAAAAAUGUCAGUUUCCUGUUGCUUUGUUUAGCUAAAUUUGAUGCUAAUUGUUUCUUUCACAGCUGCAUCUCACCAAAUUGUGCUAGAUUUUAAAAAAGACAUACCAGUCCUAAUGUAAAGCUAUUUCACAAAUGGCUUUGUUUUAUUAAACCCCUCUAAGCCUAAAGAAUUGACACGUCCCCCAUGUGACGGUAAUUAAUCAACUUGCUAAGGAAGCAAGUGAAUUUCCUAAUUGCAGCCGUUUGUUUUCCCGGCCUUCACAGUGAUUGAUUGUUUUGCUCUGACCACCUUUCCCUGGUGGGCCGCUACAUGCCUGAGGCAGGGCAGGAGGCUGAUGGGAAUCUUCCCUCUUCAGACUCUAAUCAGUGGAUUUCUCUGUGAGAUCUGCAGCCAGAUGGACAGUGAACCAUCGGGCAUAUUUGUCUGUCGGACUCCCAUCAAAUAAAUGUAAGAAAACAACAUCCUGAAAACAAGAUUAAUGCCGGUGUCGGUCUGCUCGGGCCUAGUGACGAGUCAAGUCUUUUCCAUUUCAUUACUCCCCGUGCCCUUUAGAUUAGUCCUAAAAAUGUUAAAAGUUAAUAAGAUUUGUUUGUCAUCACUGGUAUGUUUUUCUUAAAUAAAAAACGUGCUUAUUUCAAUUA